AUGGGCUUACUGCGCUACGCUGGCUUUCUCGUUUUUGUUGCCCUUUUGAUUCAUUAUGGUAUUGAUAUGCUUUAUACAAAGCAUCCAUUACACUUUGGAGGAGAGGUAGAUAGCAAGUACGAAGGCGUGCGAGAAGCAUUCAAGCAAAACUUCAUUGAUGGAUGGGAAGCAGAGGGAGCUUCCAUGGCAGUUUUUGUUAAAGGA
Strongylus vulgaris is the source of this 204-nucleotide messenger RNA. The record is from the annotation of a GenBank genome assembly. Lineage: Eukaryota; Metazoa; Nematoda; Chromadorea; Rhabditida; Strongylidae.